UUUCUCCAUUUGCAAAAAAGAGAGGUCGGUGUUAAAUAUUUGGACGUGAAACCAAGCCUCUUAUAUCCGUUGUUUUCUUAUUCAGUGGUUGUUUUUUGUUUUGGACAAUAGAAAUCUGCUCUGUAUUAUAGUAUAAGCACAUUGUGAAGACCAUUUCUGCAGAAAUUUAGCCAGUAUUGUGAACACCGGUGUUCUUCGUUGGGGGUCUUGUCCCGUGUCUUUGUCUCUGAAACCUUGAUAAAGACGGAAAACACAAAAUAAAUCUGAGGUGAUGUUGCAUUAUGCCGACAACAUGUGGUUUUCCUAACUGUAAGUUUCGGUCCCGUUAUCGUGGUUCUGAAGACAACCGCCAUUUCUAUCGUGUUCCCAAGAAGCCUGCCAUUUUGCGCGAGAAGUGGCUACAGGCCAUUGGAAGAACUGAGGACACCAUUGUAAGCCAGGUUUCCCCCCUCACGUUGCUGUUGUAAGUAGUGCACCUCCUACAGAUCAACCAACGAGUCAGCCAGAUUUCAGCUCCGCGUUUGCAGUGGUCAUUUCAAAGGUGGCGAAAAGCGUGAGGGUGACAUUCCAGUUACUGACCCUGACGUUGAUACUCCUGUGACAGUGGACCUGCCUCAGUCUGCCACUUCAGCAAGAAAGCACAUGGACAAAGGCAAACCACAACUCCCCAUCAAAAGACCAAGAUUUGAUAACCCCACAAUGUCUAUCCGAGGACCAAUUCCCAAUGGGCCUAUGCACCCACGUCCCCUUGUGGCUUUGCUUGAUGGUCGAGACUGUUCAGUAGAGAUGCCUAUACUGAAGGAUGUAGCAACAGUAGCUUUUUGUGAUGCACAGUCAACAACAGAAAUCCAUGAGAAGGUUCUGAAUGAAGCUGUAGGAGCCAUGGUUUAUCACCACAUCACACUCAGUCGAGACGACCUGAAGAAAUUUAAAGCCCUACGGGUCAUAGUGCGUUUGGGCUCAGGUUAUGAUAAUGUGGAUAUAAAAGCUGCAGGCGAACUAGGCAUUGCUGUGUGUAAUGUUCCUGGCUAUGGAGUAGAGGAAGUUGCUGAUUCAACAAUUUGCCUUGUACUAAAUCUGUAUCGCCGUACCUACUGGCUUGCCAAUGCACUGAAGGAAGGGAAAAAGAUAUCUGGUCCUGAAGGUUUAAAGGAGGCUGCCACAGGAUCUGCACGCAUUAGAGGAGACACACUAGGAAUUGUUGGAUUGGGACGAAUUGGUACAGCAGUAGCCUUGAGAGCAAAAGUAUUUGGAUUUAAUGUUAUAUUCUAUGAUCCGUAUCUGCCCGAUGGAAUAGAAAAGUCAUUAGGCAUCACCAGGGUAUACACACUGCAGGACCUUCUGUUCCAAAGUGACUGUGUGUCACUGCAUUGCAAUUUGAAUGAACACAACCAUCACCUGAUCAAUGACUACACUAUCAAACAAAUGAGGCCAGGAGCAUUUUUGGUAAACACUGCUCGUGGGGGACUGGUAGAUGAACAUGCUUUGGCUGCAGCCCUCAAAGAUGGACGGAUACGAGCUUCGGCUUUAGAUGUGCACGAAAACGAGCCAUUUUCUUUUACUAAUAGCCCACUGAAAGACUGCCCAAAUGUCCUGUGUACACCACACUCUGCAUUCUUUAGUGAUCAAAGUGUUACUGAACUGAGAGAGAUGGCUGCUGGAGAGAUACGGCGUGCUAUAGUAGGACGUAUUCCAGACAGCUUGCGCAACUGUGUCAACAAGGAGUAUUUCACUGCAGCGUAUCCAGCAGAUGGUAUGAAUGGUUCUGGAUACCCAUACAACCCUAUGAAUGUCCACUCUACCACCAUUGACCCACACCCUGGGGCUCAUGUCACUCCACACAGCACCUUGGGGGAUGCUAACCACCUUUCCAAACCUGAAAGCUCAGAGGUUGAUAUGACAUCAAAUAUGAAAAGAUAACAGAUGGACACCUCACCGAUGUACUGUACAUUCUACUCCUUGGAGUUACUAGCAAAGUGUUUUGAUGAGAUUGUAUUUUGUACUUUAAGAAAAGCUGAAUAGCUAAUGGAGGCUAGUCCGAGUUGAUAAAGAUCUAACAACACAAUGUUGGUGUUGAUGCGUCCAGGAGAGAUUAAAGAUGAGAAAGACCAACUGAUUAUAUGGUUUAUUAUGGAGUUAAACAAUGUGUAAUAUUGAGAAAGAAUGUUAACAGAUAUUUAGCUUCUACUAAGCUUGAAAGAAGAUCAACAUUACACAAAAACUACUGGUGUAAUCCAGAGAAAAAUGAUUAUUUAGUAGAAACUGAUUACACUUAUGAUUUAAUGUCAUUUGUUGGCAUAUAUGUACUAUGUCAUGUAUUAAAUUAAGUACAAUAUUUUUUGGCUUCCCAGAUUUCUUUGCAAGCAAAGCAUCUAAAGUAUUGAUCAGUAGGAAUUUUCACUAAAACAGGGCACUUGAGGCCAUGAUUUCACAAUUUAUUAAAAUGUCCAAUUUUGUGUAUGAUAACAUUUUGUUUGCUUUAAUAUCUUACUAUAAUACUUAGUUUAAUCUGCAGACAAUCAAGAGUUGAAUGCAACUCCUUUGCUUUAUAUGCAAGUUUAUUCUGCUUUAUCUCCCAGCACUGCAAUACUGCAAAGAAAUCUGGGCAACCAAGACAUAGAUAUUAGUAAUAGUAAUGGAAUAUAAGUUGAUAGUUUCCGUGUAGGAUUUUCAGAAACUUCUGUAGUGAACACUUGUAAAGAACCCAGCUGCAAGAGAGGAGUGUGCAGUGUUAAUACAAAAGGUGUGAUCAGUGUCACUGGUGCUCAGCACACAUGUAGCCAUCAUCACAAUAUGGUAUCAGUUUACAUUAUUAUUAUUAUUAUCAUGCAGCUGCAUUUCUGUUCUGAACAUAUUAAUGACGAAGUCUGUUUUAUUUUGUAUUUGUGUUUAGCAUUGAAGAUUCCCUUAGCAAUUAUUAUUAGAUUGUCAGUGUAUUCAUGAUAUGAUCUUCCAGUUAGUUUAGAAGUCGAGGUUAAAAAUAAAGCCUGUCCACAAUAUCA
Molecule: messenger RNA, 3002 nt
Organism: Lingula anatina
Lineage: Eukaryota; Metazoa; Brachiopoda; Lingulata; Lingulida; Lingulidae
Product: C-terminal-binding protein
Biological process (GO): regulation of transcription by RNA polymerase II
Cellular component (GO): nucleus
Molecular function (GO): oxidoreductase activity, acting on the CH-OH group of donors, NAD or NADP as acceptor; DNA-binding transcription factor binding; transcription corepressor activity
Source: RefSeq, a predicted model, not a curated record